This is a messenger RNA of Nymphalis io (European peacock), 1209 nucleotides long. RefSeq names its product transmembrane protein 177. The coding region runs from base 91 to 1065 and encodes 324 amino acids. The record is from RefSeq and is a predicted model, not a curated record. The transcript has 5 exons. NCBI's taxonomy places the organism in Eukaryota, Metazoa, Arthropoda, Insecta, Lepidoptera, Nymphalidae.
UGACAAUUGACAUAUAAUAUAGGUACAGGUACCAAGGUAUUUAUGAAUUUGAAUUGUAAGGUACAGAACUAUUAAAAUUAAUCGAAGAUAAUGUCGAGCAAAAAGCCUAUUUCCUGGUUUCUCUCCGAAAAAGGUCGAAAAUUUUCUUUUGCUGUAGUAACAAGUACUGGAUUAGCUCUUACCGCUGCACGUUUUAGCCUUCAUACCUUUUUAUUAGGAAAAUAUAAGGAUUUCGUACAUUAUUAUAGUAAUGGAAAACCAGCAGAGCUUCCAAGCGAACUUCAUAAAAAAUACGAAAAAUGUUUAGAUCUCCUAGAAAUGUCGGCGGUUCAUAGAAAAUUGAUUCAACCAUUUUGCGUUUUCGGGUAUGAUUUAUUCCAUGCAGGAAGUACGAGUUCAAAGUUUGGUGCUCUUGUUGGCAUUCCAAUAAACUUUACAUAUAAAUCAUUGAAUGAUGUUGAACAACAGAAUGUACAGGUCAAUCAAAAGACAUUGGACUUAUCAUCUGAAAUUGGCAAAAAAUUAGGGGAAUCCCUCAUAUUAACAGAUAAAGUUAAAGAAUUUGCCAUUUGUAGGGAGAUGUUGAUGACUCAAAAUAAUAAAAUAAUAUUUGAAUCUGUUUAUCCAUUUUUAUGUAUAUUCCUAGUAUAUAAUUUUUCGCAGUAUAUGAAUAGAAGACUAAACUUAUAUGUGGCACCACUAAAUGUUAGGGCUAUUUUAUAUUCAAUAGUUGGACUGUUCGGCUUGGGUUCAUAUUUCCUUUUAAAGGAUAUGACAGAAAUUUAUUAUGAAACGGAGGCUGAUAAAAAGUUAUGUGAAUUGGGCCCCGAUUAUAUUGAAAGUGGGGUUAUAUUUUAUGAAAAGUUGUUACAAAGAAAUCAAGCUUUAAGAGAGUUGAUGGGUAAGGAAGGUGAAAAAAAAUACACUAAACUUGGCAAUGAAAAUUAUGGUAUUCGGCAACCACAUGUGGCACUAAUACAUAGGAAGCAAUUUUUUGAUUUGAAAUUAAAAGAGUGUACAGAAAAAAAUGAUGAUAAUAAAGACAAUAAUUCAGACUCAAUUUAAAUAUAACAUUAAAAAAAUUAUGCAUAAUACAAAAUCAAGCUGUAUUAUGCAUAUGUAAUUUAUGUAUUUUAUGUAUUUUAGUAUGUAUUUUGAUUGUAAUUAAACUGUAAAUAAUAAAUAUACAUGAUUUCAAGUCUACGUAGA